Messenger RNA from Magallana angulata, 1379 nucleotides. Its product is annotated as homeobox protein engrailed-1-B-like. The record is from RefSeq and is a predicted model, not a curated record. Gene Ontology annotation, biological process: multicellular organism development; regulation of transcription by RNA polymerase II; neuron differentiation. Gene Ontology annotation, cellular component: nucleus. Lineage: Eukaryota; Metazoa; Mollusca; Bivalvia; Ostreida; Ostreidae. The coding region runs from base 551 to 1240 and encodes 229 amino acids. Gene Ontology annotation, molecular function: DNA-binding transcription factor activity, RNA polymerase II-specific; RNA polymerase II cis-regulatory region sequence-specific DNA binding. The transcript has 2 exons.
GCUAUAAAUAAUAUCAAUAACUAUAUUAAUCAUAAAAUGGUUAGUUUGCUGACAUUAUUAAAACAGUUAGAAAAUAAAUUAGUCGCUCAUUUAAAGAACGGAAGAUCGUAUUUCCAUACAAGUCAAAGGCAAGCGACGAGGCGACGUCUCUUUUGAGACUAAUUUAUGGACGUACUGCAUAUUUCUGUAUUAUUUCCCUCGUCUACCCAGACCAAACUUUCAUAACCCGUCAAUCAGAAAUUGAUAUAACCGGGAUCACUCCCAUACCGCGGAGUAUGAAUGCAUUCCAUCCGCCCGCUCUGAUUGGCGUAUUUUUAAUUAGAUGUCGUCGUUCGCAUCUCACGGCUCCGCCUUCUCGAGGUCUUGUUUGUUAAUUUUUUUCCUAACCAAAGUGGACCCCCAAAAAAGUUAUCAAAGUUUUGCUGCGUGGAAAUUAUGCUUGUUAUGAAGAUUUGGUAAUUAGAUCGAGUACCUACAUGUUAUUCAGCGAGUGAAAUGUGAGAAAGGUCUUUUUUCAAGUUUACUGGAUAUUUUCUUCGGACAUUCAGAGAUGGAUGUUAAACAAAAUAACGCGGAGGCUGCACACGAACAAAUUGCUCCAAGAUGUUCAAAUUUCUCUAUUGAUGAAAUAUUAAAACCAUCAUUUGGACCACCAAAGCGCCAUUGGUUAUCGGCAUUUUCUCCUGUGCGAAAUGGUUCAAGGACAAUUUCCACAUCCGGACUUAGUCUAGAUCUUCAAUCAAACAGACACGAGUCCGCGUUUGUCAGACUUUCACCAUCAGACUCCCAACUCUCAGUUUGUUCCAGUCCUGAUUCGAACCCUACAACCAGUAGUCCAGUAGCCACUUCGCCCGGAUCGGACGGGAAUGAAAAACCAUUGUGGCCAGCAUGGGUGUUUUGUACCAGAUAUUCUGAUAGACCUUCAUCAGGUCCACGUUCCAGAAAAUUAAAGAAAAAGAAAGCCCCGGAUGAAAAGCGACCAAGAACAGCCUUCACUACAGACCAGCUACAGAGGCUCAAAUCCGAGUUCGAAGAAAACCGUUAUCUCACGGAGAAGAGAAGACUUGAACUUUCUGAGGAACUGAAACUAUCAGAAUCACAAAUCAAAAUAUGGUUCCAAAACAAACGUGCAAAAAUCAAGAAAUCCACGGGAGGCAAUAACACACUGGCUCUGAAAUUGAUGUCACAAGGACUUUAUAACCAUUCAACAGUAACAGUUUCGGAUGAAGGCGAGUCAUAAUAUAUGGUUCCUCGUGUAUAUAUAUUUUAUACAUGUGUAACUUAUUCGAAUUCGUUUUUCUUUAAACCAUGUUUUUCUGUACGUGAUAUAGUAGUAAAUUUAAAGGAAUUAAAAUCAAUGGAUUUUGUUUUUUAUUUCC